AUGCCGACCAACUCCAACAUGGACGUCGAGAUGUCAUCGGCUCAUCUCACGAGCAGAGACAUGGAAGUUACGCUCAAUCACAUCAGCAUUGAAUCGUUGGGGCAUUCACACCUCUCCUCCACCGAGGCACCUGCAAGGCCCGAGGCACCUGCAAAAUCCAGGGGAGACUACACGCAGCAUUCGGACGAUAAGGACGAGCGCGAGGGAGGAGCGGCGAAAGGCGACGCCGAGCAUCCUCAUGCCGAUUCACGUCCUCGUCGGUCUCGCCUAUGUUGGGCCCUCUUCUUCCUUGGUGCGGACGCUGUGCUGAUAUUUCUCAUCGGUUGCAUUUUCCUUGGAAUGGGUUCGAUAUCCAUGAGGAAAGGUCAGCACAUGAGCAGCAAGCUGAAGCUGGCCCUCAAGCACUACUGCUAUCAGGAAUGCUCAGACCCAUCGUGUCUGGGGAUGCCGUUCUGCAGUAGCGUCUCUCCGGUGUGCGAUUGUGCGACAGGCAGGUCGAACAUUCCUUCCUACUUCUUCGCUCCUUCCUCGGUCUUGAUCGUCCUGGGAGUUCUGUCCAUUGUGACAUCGGGGCUGGGGUUCAUGGGAGCCAUCAGUCGGAGACCCUCCUGGUUGUGCGGAUACGUACUUGCAGUCUGCUUUGUCGUGAUCAUGCAGAUCUUGGCGUUCGCCACAGCUAUCAUGCUGCUCAAGAGAUUGGACAAGGUCCCGAAAGAUCUUCUGGUUGUCUUGGAUCAAGAAUAUCAAGAUUUCAACUGGAUGUACCUCCAAGACUUCAUACCUCACGCCUGCAUUGCUGCCAACACAACGUCGUCCAACAACACCGUCGUCUACCAUCCUGCCUGCUCCUGGAACAACACUUGCAUCCCCACCCUGAGUGAGACGAUCGGGCUGGACUGCUGCCUUCCAUCGGGGAUGUGCGAUGCGAAGAAGAGCAGCCAGUGCAUAACCACGUCCAAGUGCCUCAAAGCAUUUGUGGGGGAUGCCAGCUCGCCGGUCUUCAUCGCGACUGUCGUGAUCUUGUUUCUUGAAACGCUAUCGAUCGUGUGCGCCUGGGUGAUAAGACGAGAGACGGUCAUACUCAAACAGCAUGCUCUCUCCGUCCUGCCAAAGACUGAUGAGGUCUAG
This is a messenger RNA of Guillardia theta CCMP2712, 1128 nucleotides long. RefSeq lists its product as hypothetical. The coding region runs from base 1 to 1128 and encodes 375 amino acids. The record is from RefSeq and is a predicted model, not a curated record. NCBI's taxonomy places the organism in Eukaryota, Cryptophyceae, Pyrenomonadales, Geminigeraceae. The transcript is spliced from 2 exons.